This is a messenger RNA of Leucoraja erinaceus (little skate), 1683 nucleotides long. RefSeq names its product solute carrier family 2, facilitated glucose transporter member 11-like. Gene Ontology annotation, cellular component: membrane. The record is from RefSeq and is a predicted model, not a curated record. The transcript has 4 exons. Gene Ontology annotation, biological process: monosaccharide transmembrane transport. Bases 405 to 782 code for a protein of 125 amino acids. Gene Ontology annotation, molecular function: hexose transmembrane transporter activity. Lineage: Eukaryota; Metazoa; Chordata; Chondrichthyes; Rajiformes; Rajidae.
GAGGAUCUUUGGUUGGCGUAGUGGCAGCAGCUGCCGCCAACAGGCCGGGCGGGCCGGGUCGGGGCGCGGGAGGAGGAGAUGGAUCCGUCGCGACCGCCGACAUUCGCUCCGACCCUCCGUCACGCCAUCUUUCCCACAACCGUCGCCGACACAAAACGUCACGUUCCUUUCCUCCAGAGAUGCUGCCGGACCCGCGGAGUUACUCCAGUUUUUUGUGUCUAUCUUCGGUAUAAACCAAGUUGCCAAGCCGGGCAAAAUGACUCGCCGUUUAGGUUGCCCGGCGGCAGUUUGAGUGGUCAUUGGCACCCGGGCAACCGUGAAUUUCGAGCCCUGUAGCUUCCGCUUCCUAGAGCACAUUUAUCUGGUGUGUAUCUGACACGAAGGAAUCAAAUACACAGGACAAGAUGGACAAGAUCAGCUGGAUGCCAUUCCUCAGUAUGGCUUGUGUCUUUGCAUCCAUCUUAAGCUUUGGAAUUGGCCCAGCCGGAGUUACUGCAGUAAUACCGAGUGAGAUUUUUGACCAGACUGCUCGACCUGCAGCCUACAUGAUCAAUGGCUCCCUGUUCUGGAUAAACCUCAUUUUGAUAGGGAUGACUUUUCCAUUCAUUGUUGAGGGUCUGCGCAGUUUCUGUUAUGUGCCGUUCCUUUCUUUUAGCUUCUUUACAGCUAUUUUCAUUGGAUUUUUCCUACCGGAGACAAAAGGGAAGACCUUCCUGGAAAUUUCUCGGAAGUUUCAGAGUCUCAACUUUAAUGGUCUGCUGAAUCGUCCAUCAAGUUUGUGAGAGCAAAAUAUAGAGAAAAUAGAUUAAGUAAUCGGCACGCAUCAUGUAUAUCUGUUAUCAGUCAUCGCAUAAUAUCUUUCUGAAGACUGGUCCAGGAUUUCUGCUAUUCUUCAAUCACAUGUCCCGGGAAGAUUCACUUAGUGUGUUUAUUGAGGCAGAAAAAUUGGAAGUUACCCUCAAAAAUCAAUACAAUAUUUUGUUUCGAAGAUAGAUACAAUGCUGUAGUGGCUCAGUGUGUCAGGCAGCAUCCCUGGACAAUAGACAAUAGGUGCAGGAGUAGGCCAUUCGGCCCUUCGAGCCAGCACCGCCAUUCAAUAUAAUCAUGGCUGAUCAUCCUCAAUCAGUACCUAGUUCCUGCCUUCUCCCCAUAACCCCUGACUCCGCUAUCUUUAAGAGCCCUAUCUAGCUCUCUCUUGAAAGUAUCCAGAGAACAGGCCAGAGCAAAGGAACAGGUAAUGUUUCGGGUUGAGACGCUUUUUCAGACCAAUAAUUAAAAUAUUCUGCAUUUUGCUGCGGGGUUUCAUGUUCAUGAUGCUUCAGAGUUUGUUGGGGAAGCCUUUGCUCUAUUUUCUCUAUAUUUUGAUGUAAUAAAAACAAUCAACAAAAUGUUAUUCGUAGUUUGAGCGUUUCAGUUUAAAUAAUUAAACAAUCUCACAUUACAAAUUUGAUUCUGGUAAUUUCAGAAGUAGUGACAUUUGUUGCUCUUGGUGAUAAACCAAGCCUUCUUUGGAAGAUAGCAGAAGAAGUCUCUACAGAUAUCUCUUGAGAUUUGAAAUGGAUGUUUAGUUUAUUAUUGUCAUGUGUACCGGGGUAAGGUGAAAAUCUUUUGUUGAAUGUUUACGAGAAUGAUCCCAGGAAUGAGUAGGUUAACAUAUGAUGAGCGUUUGAUGGCACUGGACCU